Molecule: messenger RNA, 699 nt
Organism: Parnassius mnemosyne (clouded apollo)
Lineage: Eukaryota; Metazoa; Arthropoda; Insecta; Lepidoptera; Papilionidae
Source: the annotation of a GenBank genome assembly
AUGAAUUGUGAAGCGUGUCGUAAUCGAAUUACUGGCGAAGAUAUACUCCAAUGCAUACAGUGUAUGACACACUAUCAUUAUAGAUGCUUGAACAUAACUCAAUCUUAUUACAAGGCUAACCUGGGCGAACUGAGAAGGUCCUGGAUAUGUCCACUUUGCAACAACAUAACUAGGAGAAAGGGAAACAACUGCAAUACGCCUGUUCGAAAACAACUAGAAAACAUGGAUGAAUCUAACAUGUCCUGCGAAAACCUCACGAUUAGUGAAACCACUGUCGAAAAUAGUCGACCAAUCAUGGACACAGUUGAAAAUACACCCACAUCAUCCGGAUGUACUCCCGCUGCAAGUAUCACAUUGGACCAAUUCUCGAGACUUCUAGAUUUGAAGUUGGAUACUAAACUGCAAAGUUUUCAAGCAUCUUUAACCAGAACAAUAAGGACGGAAGUUAGUGAUCAAAUAGCCAAACUAAAAUCGGAGUUCACCGUAACGACAGAUUUUCUUGCGGAGGAGCAAAGGGAUGUAAAAGCUGAACUUAAGAAGUUGUCAGAGAAGGUCAGCAAGCUUGAAGAUGAAAAGAUGCAACUACAAUCCGAAUUAUCCAAAAUGAAUAAAACUCUGCAGGUCUUAGACAAGUCCUCAAGAAAAUGCAGCAUUGAAAUUCAGUCGGUACCCGAAAAACGGUCGGAAAAUUUAUUGUAA